This is a messenger RNA of Fundulus heteroclitus (mummichog), 2616 nucleotides long. RefSeq names its product fibrillin-2-like. The record is from RefSeq and is a predicted model, not a curated record. NCBI's taxonomy places the organism in Eukaryota, Metazoa, Chordata, Actinopteri, Cyprinodontiformes, Fundulidae. The transcript is spliced from 4 exons. Gene Ontology annotation, molecular function: calcium ion binding. Bases 70 to 2616 code for a protein of 848 amino acids.
UCUCUGGAUUCAAAAUGCCACUCCAAGGCCCUUUGCUCUAACCUUCCUGGUUCUUACAACUGCACAUGUAUGGCUGGGUAUUCAGGUGAUGGGGUCCUUCAGUGUAAUGACAUCAACGAGUGCCUGGUGAAUAACGGGGGUUGUAAAAACAAAGCAACAUGUGUCAACAACCAAGGUUCUUUUACAUGCCAAUGCCAGUCAGGUUUCAACUUGAUUAAUCGGACAAUUUGCCAAGAUAUCAAUGAAUGCAAGGAAAAGAGUAAUCCGUGCGGAGUGAACGAAGAGUGCAAAAACACUGAUGGGUCCUAUGAGUGCCCUUGCCGGGCUGGGUACUACCGUCCUGCCAGCAACAUGGCCUGUGUCGAUUGGGACGAGUGUAAAGACAAACCAUGCCAUGUCAAUGCCACGUGUCUCAACACCAUCGGCUCAUACACCUGCACCUGUAAGAGAGGCUUUACAGGGAAUGGCUCCCAUUGUACAGACAUAAAUGAGUGCGCUUUGGACGGUAUAUGCCACUCAAGGGCCACAUGCACCAACGUUAUAGGGGACUACUUCUGCUCUUGUCAGCAAGGUUUCACGGGGGAUGGAUUUUCCUGCCAGGAUGUGAAUGAGUGUUCCCUCUCCAACACCACGUGCCCUGCUUUCUCACAAUGUGUCAACUCUCCUGGUUCUUACGUGUGCUCAUGUUUAAAUGGUACUGUGGUCUCUAAUGGCACCUGUGUGCCACCCACUUCACUGUGUGAUCCUCCCUGCCAUAGUAAAGGUCUGUGCCACCUUUCACCAUCCGGAUACCAGUGUGUUUGUGACGUCGGCUUUGACGGCAAUGGAGUGACCUGCGCUGACAUCAAUGAAUGCCAGAAGGACAAUGUUUGUCCUCAAAAUGAGACUGAGUGUUUGAAUACCCCUGGAUCAUUUUCCUGUGUCUGCAGACAAGGCUACACUCUCAACGGGCAGCAAUGUGUCGUUAUCGUUGACAAGAGUGAAUGCGAGGCAGAAGGCAUCAAAUGCCACGCUCAGGGCGACUGCAUGAGGAUCAGAAGCAACUACACCUGUGUGUGCCGGGUGGGCUACCAGGGUGACGGUCUGCAGUGCAGUGACGUCGAUGAGUGUCUGACCAGCAUGCACAGCUGUCACCCAAAGGCCCGCUGCACCAACUCCCAAGGCAGCUAUGACUGCAUCUGCCUCGAUGGAUAUGUUGGUGACGGUAAAACCUGCCAGGACGUCAACGAGUGUCAAACGAACAACGGGGGUUGCCACCCCGAUGCACUCUGUACUAAUUUGGAUGGUGGACGAAGGUGUCAGUGUGGUGCAGGGUUCACAGGAGAUGGCUUCCAGUGUACGGAUGUUAAUGAAUGCUCAAACCAACGGAUCUGCCAUUGGAACGCCACCUGCACUAAUAACCCCGGUUCCUAUAUGUGCACCUGUAAUACUGGCUAUAAGGGAAAUGGAAACUACUUGUGCAUGGACAUAGACGAAUGUACAGAGAAUCCUCGUGUGUGCUCUGCGUCAUUAGGCUACAAUGGCUGCAUAAAUACGCCUGGUUCCUACCGUUGUACGUGCAACAGUGGCUUUCAAACCGCCGGACAGAACUGUGUUGACAUCGACGAGUGUGCGAACAACAUCUGCAGUUCUUUUGCAGUAUGCCAAAACUCUAUUGGGUCAUACAGGUGUACCUGCAGGAGUGGUGGCUAUAUACUUAACAACUCCAAGUGCAACGACAUUGAUGAAUGCAAAGCAGGGCGUUGCAGCCCGUUUGCAAACUGCACUAAUUCACCAGGUUCCUUUUCUUGUCAGUGCUUGUCAGGCUAUAGUGGAGAUGGUUUUACCUGUGUGGAUAUAAAUGAAUGCUCUCUGGAUUCAAAAUGCCACUCCAAGGCCCUUUGCUCUAACCUUCCUGGUUCUUACAACUGCACAUGUAUGGCUGGGUAUUCAGGUGAUGGGGUCCUUCAGUGUAAUGACAUCAACGAGUGCCUGGUGAAUAACGGGGGUUGUAAAAACAAAGCAACAUGUGUCAACAACCAAGGUUCUUUUACAUGCCAAUGCCAGUCAGGUUUCAACUUGAUUAAUCGGACAAUUUGCCAAGAUAUCAAUGAAUGCAAGGAAAAGAGUAAUCCGUGCGGAGUGAACGAAGAGUGCAAAAACACUGAUGGGUCCUAUGAGUGCCCUUGCCGGGCUGGGUACUACCGUCCUGCCAGCAACAUGGCCUGUGUCGAUUGGGACGAGUGUAAAGACAAACCAUGCCAUGUCAAUGCCACGUGUCUCAACACCAUCGGCUCAUACACCUGCACCUGUAAGAGAGGCUUUACAGGGAAUGGCUCCCAUUGUACAGACAUAAAUGAGUGCGCUUUGGACGGUAUAUGCCACUCAAGGGCCACAUGCACCAACGUUAUAGGGGACUACUUCUGCUCUUGUCAGCAAGGUUUCACGGGGGAUGGAUUUUCCUGCCAGGAUGUGAAUGAGUGUUCCCUCUCCAACACCACGUGCCCUGCUUUCUCACAAUGUGUCAACUCUCCUGGUUCUUACGUGUGCUCAUGUUUAAAUGUAAAGGUCUGUGCCACCUCUCACCAUCCGGAUACCAGUGUGUUUGUGACGUCGGCUUUGAUGGCAAUGGAGUGA